Messenger RNA from Cheilinus undulatus (humphead wrasse), 6949 nucleotides. Its product is annotated as piezo-type mechanosensitive ion channel component 2. Bases 46 to 6786 code for a protein of 2246 amino acids. The record is from RefSeq and is a predicted model, not a curated record. The transcript is spliced from 46 exons. NCBI's taxonomy places the organism in Eukaryota, Metazoa, Chordata, Actinopteri, Labriformes, Labridae.
GGACAGCUAGUGCAGAAACACAGCUAUGUCAGUGCCCUCAUAAUCAUGAUGGUGUGGAGCAUCACUUACAACAACUGGCUGACUUUUGCCCUACUGGUGUGGUCUUGUAUAAUCUGGAUGAUGCGAGAUCGACGUCGAUAUGCCAUGAUGUCUGCCCCAUUCUUGGCUAUCUAUGGCACUGUCCUGCUGGUGCUCGGCUACCUGAGUGGGCUCCGUCUAAGCCGGGCUGAGUUGUAUCCUGGUCUUUCCACAGCUGUGAUAGCAGACUUCGACCUGAACAGCUAUCACCCUGCACCUUGUGUUCAUCUGGGAGCCAAGGUCCUCUAUACCUUCACUUUCUGGUUGAUGUUUCGUCAGCAGCUGAAAGAGAGACAGGAGGAGCAGAAUUCAAAAGAAGAAUCACUGGAUGAAGUCGAAGUUGAGUCGAAGAAAGAACGCGAGCCAUCACCCAUUGUGGCAAUGUUGAUCUCAGGAGUAAAAGGGAUGCUGGUGAAAUACUGGAUCCUUUUCUGCUGCUCCAUGUUCUUUGUUGUCAGCUUCUCUGGGAAGGUGGUUGUCUACAAGAUCCUCUACAUUGUCCUUUUUCUCUACUGUGUUGUCCUUUACCAGACCCGUUAUGAUGUGUGGCGUCGCCUCCUGAAGACAUUCUGGGCAGUGGUGGUUGGUUACUCCAUGGUGGUAUUAAUAGCCAUCUAUAUGUAUCAGUUCAGAAGUGUGUCUGGUCUGUUCAGACAGAUCAUGGGCAUGUCGGAGGAAGGUCUACGUGACCUGGGAUUAGAGCGGUAUGACACAGUGGAGCUGUUUGCACGUAUCCUGCUUCCAGCUGCUUUUCUCUUGGCUUGCAUCCUCCAGCUGCACUACUUCAACUCUGAUUUCUUAAAUCUCACUGACCUUGAUAAUGUGCCCAUCAGACAGGCUUCCAGGGAGGAAGAGCUCAGGAGUUCAGUUGAUGCGAUAACUAAGACGAUCAAAGAAAAUCUUGAAAAAUUUCAGAAAAGGCUUGUGAAGGAGCAGAUGGGAAAUGGGAAAAGCCAGGAGACUCUGGACAGCAUUGUUCUCCAAACCUCUCAAGACAAAGCAACCGAGACACAGAGCAUGACAGGAGAGGAACCUGUCUGCAGCAGUCGUGAGGACAAAUGGUUUGCCAUUGUGGACAGGGCAAGCCUACUACUUAUUUACACUCUUUCAGGACUCAGUAGGCUCCAGGAGCAGAGCUGGAGACUUCUGGAGCUUCACAGCCUAAAAAUAGUUUCUUCUGGCAUCAUUUGGGUGUCCCUGCAAGAGGUAUCCUUGAUGAACUUACUCUUCCUGGUUCUGUGGGUUUUUGCACUCCCAUUUCCACGAUUAAGACCUCUGGCAUCCAGCAUCUCUGCUGUGUGGGCUUGCAUCAUGGUGGUGUGCAAGAUGUUUUACCAGCUUAAAGUCAUCAAACCUCAGGAUUAUUCCUCCAACUGCACAGCAGGCCUGGAACCAUCCAAUAGCUCUGGGUUGAAUGAUGGAACUGAAUUGAGUGGGAACAUGAUUGAACUCUUCAGUAGAUCAAUUCUCUAUAUCGAGCCUGUGGACCCUGUCUACUGGUGUGGAGCAGUUCGUAAAUGUGAGGGCAGGAUCCUCCCAUGUCUCAGGAACCACCUCAUGGUGUUGGGGCUUCUGGUUUUUGAAGCAACUGUGCAGCGGCACCAGCUCUACUUUCGUCUCCACAAUGACCUCAAACCCCCACCCUUCAGCAUAAUCUUCCAGGGUAUCACAAGGCAGCACCUGGACCAUGGCAUUCUGCCCUGUAUCAAAUACUUUAUCAACUACUGUUUCUACAAGUUUGGACUGGAGAUCAGUUUAAUUGUGGCGGUGAACGUGAUUGGUCAGAGGAUGGAUUUCUAUGCUCUGCUCCAUUCCUGUGCAUUAAUGGCUGUGCUGUCCAGGCGGCGCAGAAAGGCUAUUGGGGAGGUAUGGCCUAAAUACUGCUGCUUCACUGCAGGACUCAUGGUGCUGCAGUACCUUCUCUGCAUUGGAAUCCCUCCUGCUCUCUGUGUUGAUUACCCCUGGAGAACUGCAGCUCAACCUUUGACCUCCAAUACCAUCAAGUGGUUUUACCUCCCAGACUUUGCCAUGAGACCUGAUCCUUUGUUCAUAUUCUAUGACCACCUCCUGUUGCUAUGCGCUUCUCUGCAAUGGCAGAUGUUUGAGGAGGAGAACCGAGCGGCUGUGCGUCUGCUGGCAGGAGACAAUGUUGAGAUCAGCCGUAGUCUGGAUCCUUGUUCCUUCAACCAAUACAUACCUGUUGAGAACUUUCUUCACUGCAGGUGCUACCUUGACAUGGUGAAGGUAUUUGUGUUCAGCUAUUUCUUUUGGCUGGUGCUAUGCCUCAUCUUCAUCACAGGCACUACACGCAUCAACAUAUUCUGUCUGGGAUACCUGGUGGCUUGUUUCUACUUCAUGUUGUUUGGAGGCAGUGUCUUAAUGCAGCCAGUCAAAUACAUUUUGAGACUUUGGGACUGGCUCAUUGGGUACACUUGCUUUGUGAUCACCAUGAAGAACCUGCUGUCUCUCGGGUCUUGUGCUUAUCUGGGCAGCCUGCUGAAGAAUGGCUGCUGGCUAAUUCAGGCCUUCAGCAUGUUCUGCACCAUCAAAGGCUACGAUGUCCCGGAGCCUGACGAUAAGUGUGAGCUACCUGCGGGAGAGGCUGGCAUUGUCUGGGAUGCAAUCUGCUUCGCUGUCCUCCUGGCACAGAGGAGGGUCUUCCUUAGCUACUAUUUCCUCUAUGUAGUGGCUGACCUCAAGUCUUCUAAGAUAUUGGCCUCAAGGGGUGCUGAACUGUUUGAAGCCAAAGUGAAAAAGAUGGUAGCAGCAAGACUGGAGAUGGAAGAGAAAUCUGUGGAGACUCUAAAGAAACAGAUGGAGAAGAUCAAAUCUAAGCAGAAGGGCCGGCCUGCAGCACAAAAAACAGUUGCUUCUAUUGAUCAGGAGCAGGUGGCGCUGGAUGAUGAUGCAAAAUCAAAAAAUGAUGCUGGAAAAUGGUGGAAGCCUUGGGUGUCUAAGCCAGGAGUGGAAAACAACUGCGGCUACCACCUCUUUGAAAGUGACAGUGAGGAAGAGGAGGAGGAACCACCAGAGAAGAGAGAAGAAAAGGAACCACAAAAGAAGAAAUCUGCUUUCCAGUUGGCCUAUGAAGCCUGGGUGACCAGCUCUAAGAGUGCUCUAAAGGACCUGAAGAAGGAGAGGAAAAAAAUGAAAAAAGAAGAGAAGAAGAGAAUAAAGAGAGAGCUCCAGAAACAGCAAGGCAUUGAAAGAAGAGAGUCAAGUGAGGAUGAACUUGAUGAAAGCACUGUUGAGGAAGAGGUAGUCGAAGAAAAAGAAAAUAUUCUGCAGCGUGUUAUUAACACCUUGAAGUUUACCUGGGCGUUGGUUCAGUCCCUUCUUGAUGACCUGACAGAGGGUCUAAACUCACUGUGUAAAGACAACCUUGACAUUUCCAAGGUGCUUCGAUUUGAGCGAGCAUUACUCAGUAAGCAGCAAAAGAAGGGAAAAGAGGUGACCCAGGAGAGCGUGAAGCAGUUCUAUGAAAACUGGAUAUCCCGUCAAAACACAUUUUCAUCUCAAGAUGACCUAGACGACUCACUGCCUCAUCUCUCUUCCCCACCUGCCGUUGCCUCCUCAGACCACGCCUACUCAAAGCUAAAGAACCAAAGCUCAAAACUGUCAUGGGGCAGCAGUGUUUCCAGUUGUUUGACAGAUGAGACAAACCUUAUUUCCCGGCAGCCAACCCAGGAGGAGCUGGAUGAGCCCCCAGCUGUGCCACCUGCUGCUGACCAGCUUAGACGGAGGCUCUUGAGAACAGCCAAUAUUGACCUGACCUGUGUUGAACCUGAUGAAAUUUAUCAGAGCUGUGAAUAUAGUGCUCCUUCAAGAGACCAACGAAAAGAGGAUGAUGAGGGAGGAGCAGAGUAUGAGAUGGAAUAUAAGCAAGAAGAAAAUGAGGCAGAGGAAGGGAAUAAACUGAGGGAAAAUUUUGAGAUGGAUGGAGAAGAUAUGAACAAGCAGACACAGCAGAGAGAGGAAGAUGAAUGUGUUGAUUACCCAGAAUGCAUGUCACAGGGAUUCACAGAAAAGGAUGGAGACAAAAGCCUGGACCUCACAGAACCUCUAAAACCAUUAAGUCAGGAAACAAGGAACCUCACAGCUAGUGAACUGCUGUUAAACAACAUGUUUGAAAAUGAUGAAAUCUCCGAGUCUGAUAAGUUUUUUGUCAAAUUGCCGAGGCCACUGAAGAUGCUGUUUGCCCUCUAUAACACCAUGGUGUCCAAGUCAGAGAUGCUCUGCUACUUUGUCAUUAUCCUGAACCACAUUGUGUCAGCUUCACUCCUUUCCCUCAUUCUGCCCAUCCUCAUCUUCCUCUGGGCCAUGCUGUCUGUGCCCCGGCCAACUAAACGUUUCUGGAUGACUGCCAUUAUCUAUACAGAGUUGACUGUUGUGGUAAAGUAUUUUUUCCAGUUUGGUUUCUUCCCCUGGACCACCUCCGCCUAUCGAGGUAUUAAUGCUGACAGACCCUUUGCACUACCCAAUAUCAUUGGGGUGGAGAAGAAAAAUGGCUAUGUCCUCUUUGACCUCAUUCAGCUGCUAGCUCUUUUUUUUCAUCGCUCAAUUCUCAAGUGCCAUGGGCUGUGGGACAACAAAGAGGUUGAGAUGCCUGACUUCUUCAAGAAGAUGAAAAAGAAAGUGGACAAGAAAAGGAUGUCAGGAGGUGAUAAGAUGAGCAACAAAGAUAAAAACCACCGCAGACUCAAGUUCCUUCCACCACAGGCCUCCUCAACCUCCAUAUUCUGUAGGGGGGGGAGACGCAACACAGCAGAAUCAAAUGAGGUGAAGCCCAAAAAACAGCAGAGCAAGAAGAAAAGACGACAACGAAACAAGGCUCCACUGACCAGAAAGCAGAGGAUCAGACAACAUAUCAGAGAAAGGAUGCUACAGGCAAAGGCUGCCAUCAUAGAAGUAGCACUUCAUAUUUACUUACCCAUAAGGCAGUUUUUCUACGACAUCAUCCACCCAGACUACAGUCCUGUGUGUGAUGUCUACGCCCUCAUGUUUCUUAUUGAUGUUGUCAACUUCAUUGUCACCAUAUAUGGAUACUGGGCUUUUGGGAAAUACUCUGCAGUUGCUGACAUUACAGAGUCUCUGUCAGAGGACCAGGUUCCAGAGGCAUUUCUGGUCAUGUUGCUCAUGCAGUUUGGCACCAUGAUAGUGGAUCGGGCUCUCUACCUGAAGAAGUCAUUGCUGGGAAAGUGUGUUUUCCAGGUGGUGUUGGUAUUUGGCAUACACUUCUGGAUGUUCUUCAUCCUCCCCGGAGUAACGGAAAGGAGGUUCAACAGGAACCCUGUUGCUCAGCUCUGGUACUUUGUAAAGUGUGUAUAUUUUGGCCUUUCCGCCUAUCAGAUAAAAUGUGGCUACCCAAACCGCAUCCUGGGCAAUUUUCUCACUAAAAACUACAACUACUUGAACCUCUUUCUCUUCCAAGGGUUUCGGAUGGUUCCCUUUCUGACAGAGUUGAGGGCAGUGAUGGAUUGGGUUUGGACUGACACCACUCUAUCUCUUUCCAGCUGGAUAUGUGUUGAAGAUAUUUACGCAAACAUAUUUAUCCUUAAGUGUUGGAGGGAGUCUGAGAAAAAAUUCCCCCAUCCUCCAGGGCAGAAGAAGAAGAAGGUGGUUAAAUAUGGGAUGGGAGGAUUCAUCAUCUUUGCCCUGAUCAGCAUCAUCUGGUUUCCUCUUCUUUUCAUGUCACUGGUACAGUCAGCAGCUGGAGUAACCAAUCAGCCAGUAGACGUCUCUAUUCAGCUCAGCAUCUCAGGAUAUGAGCCUCUUUUCACAAUGAGUGCUCAGGAGCAGAACUUAGUUCCUUAUACAGAGAAAGAUUUCAACGAACUCACCAACAAGUAUGCAACCCAUAAGUCUGCUAUGCAGUUCAUAAUGAACUAUGUGGCAGAUGACAUUGUUGCUGCAAAGAUCAAGAGUGAUGCCAGUUUGCUGUGGAGCAUCAGCCCAGCCAGUCGAAAGGCCAUGAUACAGGAGCUCCAAAACUCCUCUCAUAUAUACAUUACCUUGGGCUGGACCCUGCUUAGAAAUGCAUCCAUAUCCGUGAAUGCAGAGACUGUGGGAGAGCACACUGUGAAGUUUGAGGACCAGGUAUUGAAGGAGGGAAUAAUCCAAAUGCUUAAAGGCAACAGCAGCAAUCCUGUGAUUAUUAACUCUCUGCUGCCAAAAUAUAUCAGGGGACCCAAAGGAGCAGUGUCUAAAAUGGCAACCAGGAUGACUGUAGAGUUUUCUGAACAUCCUACAGUCCAAUCACUGGCAUUCUUCAGGCCCAUGUCAGUCAAACUUCAACAGGUCAGUGGGGCCUCAGAGAAAGAGGCAGACCAGUGGUGGGUUGUGGAGGAGUGCUCCCCAGUUCUUGCUUUCGACCACAAAUGUGGCAGUAUCGAAAUAAUCAUAUUCAGUGAUAAAGUCAGUCCAUCAAGUUUGGGCUUUCUGGCUGGACAUGGAAUUGUAGGUUUGUACAUGUCGGUCGUGUUGGUCAUUGGAAAGUUUGUCAGGGAGUUCUUCAAUGGGAUCUCCAGGUCCAUCAUGUUUGAGGAGCUGCCAUGUGUGGACCGAGUCUUGAAGCUCUGCACAGACAUUUUUGUUGUUCGAGAAACAGGGGAGAUGGAGCUUGAGGAGACACUGUUUGAGAAACUCAUCUUCCUGUACCGAUCCCCAGAGACCAUGAUAAAGAUGACCAGAGAGAAGAAAGAUGUUUAAGGGUUGAUGAAAUAUCCUCCACACCUGAGUAAAGCACAUGGAAUUCUCUUCAAUUAAAUGGGUUAGAGGAGACAGAAGUUCUUAUUAAAUUAGAUGUUUUAUUCAUGUAUUUAUUUUGCAUCAUAAAAGGAGUUGAAAAUAAGUAAGUGGCAGGAGAAAAAAA